This is a messenger RNA of Cuscuta europaea, 1430 nucleotides long. The record is from the annotation of a GenBank genome assembly. NCBI's taxonomy places the organism in Eukaryota, Viridiplantae, Streptophyta, Magnoliopsida, Solanales, Convolvulaceae.
CAAGACAAUAGAUCCAAUUCAUUUGUAUCCGAUGAUAGUAAUAGACACCAGUAAAUCUAAGCCGUCAAACGCCUGGUGAUAAACUUCAAAAACCCUAAGCCCAGAAUUUGCAUUGCUGAAAGCCUAUAUCGAGCCGAGCCUCUCCGUGUGUGUUGUCGGUCGGACGCAAGUCACUAGUGCGCUCGCCGGGAGUUAAUCGCCGGUACGUCUUCCCUGUGUUUGCAUUUAGAUCCGUGAAGAUGUAUACAUCUUUGACGAAAAUUCGCAAGGACAAGGCUGCCGAACCUACUGAAUUCGAGGAGUCCGUUGCACAGGCUUUGUUUGAUUUGGAAAAUACCAAUCAAGAGCUCAAGAGUGAUUUGAAGGACCUGUACAUCAAUUCUGCCCUACAAAUUGAUGUCUCUGGAAACAGAAAGGCUGUGGUUAUCCAUGUGCCAUACAGACUGAGAAAGGCUUUCCGCAAAAUUCAUGUAAGGCUUGUCAGGGAGCUGGAAAAAAAAUUCAGCGGGAAGGAUGUGAUUGUAAUUGCUACACGAAGGAUUGUGAGGCCCCCAAAGAAAGGGGCUGCUGUUCAGAGACCACGCAGCAGGACGCUCACUGCUGUCCAUGAGGCCAUAUUGGAGGAUGUUGUUGUCCCUGCUGAAAUUGUUGGCAAGCGUGUUAGGUAUCGAAUUGAUGGAUCCAAGAUAAUGAAGGUCCUCUUGGACCCGAAGCAGAAGAAUGACACAGAAUACAAGCUGGAAACGUUUUCUGCUGUAUACCGGAAGCUUUCCGGAAAAGAUGUUGUCUUUGAGUACCCCAUUGCUGAGGCUUAGAUCUGUUUUACCAUAUUUUUGGCAUUGUUAGUUGUUACUGAUGUGGACUGGAUGUGGCAAUAUAUUGGAGUUUGUAGUUUUGUUUUGUUUUGUUUAGAAAGCAAGGCUGCAUCGGAUUAAAAUGUCAUCUACAUUAAGGUGUUUCUUUGUCCAAAUUUUUUCAUUAUGCGUACUAUUCCAUUAUUGUAUUGCUAAUGAAUUUUGAGAUUACAUUAUCAUGUUCGGGUGUUUUACCUUUUAAACUGUUCUAUGGGGUAGGGUCUUAGUGAUAGGUUGGAUAUUCGUUUUUCUUGACUAGUCCGAAUUUGUAGCAUUGGACCCAAAUGCUGAAGUACCAAGACCUGUGGUCUGAGUUUGUAGCUUUUAAGUCUUUACAGCGGAAAAGCUGAUAUGAUUUUUAAAUGUAAUUUUCAUAAAAUUGCUUAUUCGCUUGUGUAAUGGUGUAAGCCAACUUCGUCAAUUAGAACAAGAGUUUUUAUUUGUAGAAAUUGCCAGGUUUUGAUUAGUCUGUUAUCAAGUAUUCCAAAGAAAGAGCCUCUUAAGGAUGUUUUUAUUUAGAUGUUUUUAGUACUAGACCAAAAAGGUCUAUUGAGUCCAUGUACUUGUUUUUUGAGU